AUGGCCGUCGUUGUGGCGGAGCGCGACCCUCGCCAUCUGCGCGGCAUCGUGGACAUGGGAAGUAACGGCAUUCGCUUCUCGAUAUCCACGCUUCAGCCUCCAACAGAGCGCAUCAUGCCGACCCUGUACCAGCACAGAGCUGGAAUUUCGCUAUAUGACGCACAGUACUCCCAGACAGGCGAGCGAAUUCCGAUCGACGAUACCACCAUUUCGGCCGUGAUAACGUCUUUUAAGAAGUUCAGGCGCACGUGUCAAGACUUCAGUGUGCCGGAGGAGAAUAUCACGGUGCUUGCGACGGAGGCCACUCGUACCGCGGUGAAUUCUGAAGAGUUCAGAUCCAGGAUCAAAAAGGCAGUGGGCUGGGAUGUGACGAUAUUACCGAAGGAGGAAGAGGGCAGGGUGGGCGCGAUGGGUGUUGCAAGUUCGUUGCCGGAGAUUAGCGGACUUGUCAUGGAUCUGGGAGGCGGAAGUACGCAAUUGAGUUGGCUUGUCAAGAAGAGUGACAGCGAGGAUGUUGAGAUGCCCAAGUCGGGCGCUGUCAGCAUGCCUUAUGGAGCAGCUGCGAUGUCAAGAAGGCUUGAGGAAGCGGAGCAAAAGGGCACAGUGAAGGACUUGAGAGAGGAGAUCAGGGCGGCCGUCGAAAAGGCUUACGAAAGCUUGAGGAUUCCAGCAGAUCUUGAAAGCGCUGCAAAGAAAGCAGGAGGCUUCACGCUCUACCUAUCAGGAGGUGGUUUCCGAGGUUGGGGCUACGUGCUCAUGAGCCAGCAUCGAGUCAGCCCUUACCCCAUUCCCGUUAUCAACGGCUUCAAAGUCGGUCGGAAAGAGUUCCUUAGUACCGACCAAGUCAAAGCUGCAGCUGCAGCGUCUCUCAGCCGAGACGAAGACGAGCUAUUUCGCAUAUCAGAUCGACGAGCAGCGCAAGUUCCAGCCGUGGCCCUGCUGGUCAACGUUUUAGCAGAAGCCCUUCCUCUCGUCAACGAAGUCCGCUUCUGCCAAGGAGGCGUGAGAGAAGGCUACCUCUUCUCGUCGCUGGCGUCACACGUCAAAGCCGAGUUGCCGCUCGUGGUUGCCACGAGGCCUGUGGCCAUGCAAAAAGACCCAUCACCACUUGUCGACUUACUCGAGGCGGCUGUCCCGUCCGGAACAACGCAAGGAGCUCUCGAUGACUACAAAAGCGUCUUCACGCGUGAGCUCUUGGAGGCCUUUGCCAAUCUCAUCCAAUAUCACUCCAGCCACUCGAAAGAUCUCCAAGCCACGGCUGCGCUCCGAUCAACAACAUCCGGCAUCCUAGCAGGCGUCCACGGCGUCCUCCACGAAUCUCGUGCCCUCAUCGCCUUGAUGCUCUGCGCUCGGUGGGGAAGCAACAUCCCUCCUUCUGACGAAAUGUUCAAACGCAGUCUCGAGCAACUAGUGGAAUCACCUUGGACAUUAUGGUCGAUCAAUUACCUCGGGGCUGUCGCUGCUUUGGUUGCCAGUGUCUAUCCGGCUGGUAUCACGGAAGCGAAUAAGGGGAGGUUGCAGCUCAAUGCGUCGUGGGAUAGGGAUGAGAAGGCUCGAACAGUACUGCUUCUGAAAGCGAAGAUCUCUGCGGAUGUAGACGAGGAGGUGUUUGGGAUCGAAGCGCAUGGUGUGGAGAGGGUGGGAAAGAAGAAGAGGUGGAUUGGAGGGAGAGAGGGGAUUGGGCAUCGCGUGUCUGUUGAUGUCUCCAGUGUGUCUCAGUAG
Messenger RNA from Zasmidium cellare ATCC 36951, 1722 nucleotides. RefSeq lists its product as uncharacterized. NCBI's taxonomy places the organism in Eukaryota, Fungi, Ascomycota, Dothideomycetes, Mycosphaerellales, Mycosphaerellaceae. The record is from RefSeq and is a predicted model, not a curated record. The coding region runs from base 1 to 1722 and encodes 573 amino acids. The transcript has a single exon. Gene Ontology annotation, biological process: regulation of transcription by RNA polymerase II.